Messenger RNA from Meira miltonrushii, 2450 nucleotides. Its product is annotated as Metallo-dependent hydrolase. The record is from RefSeq and is a predicted model, not a curated record. Gene Ontology annotation, molecular function: hydrolase activity, acting on carbon-nitrogen (but not peptide) bonds. Lineage: Eukaryota; Fungi; Basidiomycota; Exobasidiomycetes; Exobasidiales; Brachybasidiaceae. The coding region runs from base 381 to 2129 and encodes 582 amino acids. The transcript has a single exon.
AUCUCUUUAGUUGAACAAAGGAAAGGUGAGAGAUAUGGCAAUUUCGCCGUUUUACUACAAUGCAUGCAUACAUGCAUGUUGUGUGCGGGGGAAGGAAAAGUUAAUUGACGAGCAUCAUUGGAAAGGCUUAUUGUAUUCAUGCAAGAUCAAUUACAAGAAUUAAUAGCUCAUAAUUCACACGCCAAAAUAUGAGUCAGAGGUAGUAGUAGUCUCAAACAGGGCACACCACCACUACUGUCACGAUACUCACUUUUUGUUCAGCCAGACAAAAGUGAUUUUACCCCCGCGUUGAUGGGAACCUCCAUCAUUCGGUGUUCCGAAUCCCAAGAUGACUUAAAGCCCAUCCCAGACCAUCUUACCUCUCAUCACAUGGCUCAAAAAUGUCUAUCGAGCCAGACGAUAUCGUCUUCGCAAAUGUGACAGUGAUCGAUGGUAGCGGUGAUGAAGAACGAUAUCUUGCAAAUGUGAUUGUACGAGGAGAAAAAAUACAAGAAAUACAAAGAAGCAAAGAAGAUCUAACAACACAAGCAAGAAGUAUAGGAGCACGCUGUAUAGAUGGCGAAAAUGGUAAUUGGAUCCUUUGUCCUGGAUUCAUUGAUAUGCAUGCCCAUUCAGACCUUUCCCUUUUGCAUACACCUUCCCAUGAAGCAAAGAUUACACAAGGUGUAACGACUGAAGUCGUCGGACAAGAUGGAAUAAGCUAUAGUCCGGUAAAUGAUGAAUGUAUGCAACGUAUUCGUGUUCAAGUCGCAGGCUGGAACGGAAAUCCGCAAGAACCAAAAGAUUUCUUUUCCAGAUGGAGAUCGGUAAAGGAAUACUUGGAUGUUUUGGACGAUCAAAAGAUUGCUACAAAUGUUGCUUAUCUUGUUCCUCAGGGUAAUUUACGCAUGCUUGCGAUGGGAUAUGAUUCGGGUAAAGCAACCACCAAACAAAUUCAACAGAUGAAAGAACAAUUACAGAUUUCCCUCGAAGAAGGCGCGGUAGGAAUGUCUUCUGGUUUGACAUACGUACCUGGAAUGUUUGCCGAUGGGGAAGAAUUAGCACAACUACUAGAAGUCGUUCACGAAGCAAAGGGUUACUACUGCCCACAUACACGAUCGUACGGAAAAGGAGCAAUGGAAGCCUACGCAGAGAUGAUUGAUUUGGCUCGCAGAACAAAGUGCAGAUUGCAUCUCACACAUGCAACUUUAAACUUUGGUGAUAAUGCCGGAAGGGCGAACGAAUUUAUGACAAUGGUUGAUGAAGGUAUCAAGGCUGGCGUAGAAAUCACAAUGGAUACCUACCCAUACUUGCCUGGCAGUACAACAUUAGCUGCUCUCUUACCAAGUUGGGCAGCAGCUUCAGGAGAUUUGCAAACUGUCUUGAGAGAUCCAGACACCUUUGAGAAGCUACGGCAUCAAUCACUCGUCACAGGCACGGACGGCUGUCAUGGAUGUCGGCUAGAAUGGGAAACCAUCGAGAUCGCAGGAGUACAGAACCCUGAUCUGAAAUCGUGCGUCGGAAAAACGAUUGAAGAAAUUGGAAAAGCACAAGGGAAAGAUCCCUUUGAAGUCUUUAUCGAUCUCUUAGUACGGGAUAAUCAAGCAACGUUAAUCUUGCAACAUGUUGGACAUGAACAAAACGUACGUGCAAUCAUGCAACAUCCAAAGCAUUGCGGAGGAUCGGAUGGGAUUCUCACCGCAUCGAAACCGCACCCAAGAGGUUGGGGAACGUUUACUCGAUAUUUAGGUCAUUAUGGUCGUGAUCUAGAAAAAGGAAAAUCACGAAUGAUAACCAAGCCUCCGAGCGUCGAGACGAACGGUACGGAAGAUGAGUAUGAACCUGUUGAACCAUGCAAGAUCUUUCAAGGAGGAUUAGAAGAGGCCGUUGCACAUCUCACAAGCAGAGCAGCCCGUGUGAUUGGUAUCGAACAUAGUCGUGGUCUAGUCAAAGUUGGAAUGCAAGCUGAUCUUUGUUUAUUCGAUCCAUCAAUCGUUUCUGAUAAAGCUACAUUUGCGAAUCCUACCCAAGCCUCGCUUGGAAUACGGUCUGUGUUGGUGAAUGGUCAAUUUGCCCUUGAUGAGGGAAAGCCGACAGGCAAGAGGGCAGGUAGCACGAUUAGACGUCAUGUCGGAGGAGACGUUUGGUGAAAGAUAUCAUUCCUUUGACGAUGUGUAACUUAUACAAUCAUCACUGCAAUCAAAUCACUUUUUCAUCAUCAUCGACCCCGUGUGCUGCCUUCCUUCUAAAUGUAGAUUGAUCGCGUAACCAUUGACGAUAAUCUUUUAUACUUCCAAUCUUUUCGCCGUAGUAGUCUGGGAGUCUGUUCUGCAUCGUCUGUCUGCUUGGAUCGACACGUUGUUUUGUGAUGUGUUCAAAGAAGAGUUUAUCCUUUUCUUCAAUCUGCUUGCGAUUUUUGCCAUGGAACAAAGACCAAACUCCCGAGCCUAGAGAGGGACCAAGAAGAUACC